Messenger RNA from Pseudoliparis swirei, 1665 nucleotides. RefSeq names its product branched chain keto acid dehydrogenase E1 subunit beta (gene bckdhb). The coding region runs from base 41 to 1213 and encodes 390 amino acids. Lineage: Eukaryota; Metazoa; Chordata; Actinopteri; Perciformes; Liparidae. The transcript has 11 exons. Gene Ontology annotation, molecular function: catalytic activity. Gene Ontology annotation, biological process: response to nutrient; branched-chain amino acid catabolic process. The record is from RefSeq and is a predicted model, not a curated record.
CGCACUUUGCCCUUCCUGGUUCGUUAUUUCAACAACAGCGAUGGCGGCCGCUGCACGGUUCUUCAUCCGAGGGGCAAACUCGAAACUUUCCAUCUCUGGUGUCGGCACCGGCACCCACAGCCCCUUUACAGCCGCUCUGCUGAAGCUGUCGCCGAGCUCCAGCUCCACAAAAACACAGCGAAGACAUGCGCACUUCUCCUUCCAGCCUGACCCCGUGCCGACACAGUACGGGCCCACCGAGAAGAUGAACUUGUUCCAGUCGGUCACGAGUGCGUUGGACAACACUCUCGCCAGUGAUCCAACAGCAGUCAUCUUUGGGGAAGACGUGGCGUUCGGCGGAGUGUUCCGGUGCACAGUGGGUCUGAGAGACAAGUACGGUAAGGACAGAGUCUUCAACACUCCCCUCUGUGAGCAGGGCAUUGUGGGAUUUGGUAUCGGUGCAGCGGUUGCUGGCGCAACGGCCAUUGCCGAGAUCCAGUUCGCCGACUACAUCUAUCCUGCCUUCGACCAGAUCGUCAACGAAGCGGCCAAGUACCGCUACCGGUCCGGCAACUUGUUCAACUGCGGCAACCUCACCAUCCGAGCGCCGUGGGGCUGCGUGGGCCACGGGUCGCUCUACCACUCCCAGAGCCCAGAGGCCUUCUUCGCCCACUGCCCCGGCAUCAAGGUGGUAAUCCCUCGUAGUCCAGUGCAGGCCAAGGGGCUGCUGCUCGCCUGCAUCGCUGACCAGAACCCCUGCAUCUUCUUUGAGCCCAAGAUCCUGUACAGAGCAGCAGUGGAGCAGGUCCCAGUGGAGCCCUACAUCCUCCCCCUCUCGCAGGCCGAGGUCCUACAGGAAGGAAGUGAUGUCACCGUGGUUGCCUGGGGGACACAGAUCCACGUGAUGAGGGAGGUGGCCAACAUGGCUCAGGAGAAACUGGGCGUGUCUUGCGAGCUCAUCGACCUCCAGACCAUCCUGCCCUGGGACGUCGAAACCAUUUGUAAGUCGGUGGUAAAAACCGGACGCUUGCUCAUCAGCCACGAAGCGCCAAUAACCGGAGGCUUCGCUGCUGAAAUCAGCUCUUCAGUGCAGGAGCAGUGCUUCCUGAACCUGGAGGCUCCCAUCAGCCGGGUCUGUGGGUACGACACCCCCUUCCCCCACAUCUUUGAGCCCUUCUACAUCCCAGACAAGUGGAAGUGCUUUGAUGCGAUUAAGAAGAUGAUCAACUACUGAACCUUGUCGGAGCCAACCUCUGGCGUCCCUGAACUCCACGCUCUCGCUCCUCUUCUUCAUUUAUCAAAUCGGCGGAGAGCAGCCAGGAAAAGACACGUCGUUGACCAUCCAAUCAAGAAGCAGUAUCCAGAUGGGCUCCAUGUCCCGCAGUGUCUUCCAGCGCAAAGACUGUUACGGCGCCUCUGAUCCGCUCUCCAUGGCCCACCCGACGGCGUGCACAUCAUUUGACUUCCUGUUUAAUAAGUGUUGGAUGCGGUGGGGGGAAAAGAACUGUCAGCGUGUUUGAUUGACUUUAUUGCAUUUGCCUUUCUGUGCUGUUACAUUUUUUUAAUCCAAUGUGUCUAGCUCUACUCUAAUCUGUGUUUAGUUUGCCCUUCACUAACCCAUAUUGUAUUAAUAUAGUUGAUCUCUGGUUUUUAAGGAAAAUAAAGUAAUCCGAUUUGGUAAAAACA